This is a messenger RNA of Colletotrichum tamarilloi, 864 nucleotides long. RefSeq names its product fumarylacetoacetate hydrolase domain-containing protein 2A. Lineage: Eukaryota; Fungi; Ascomycota; Sordariomycetes; Glomerellales; Glomerellaceae. The record is from RefSeq and is a predicted model, not a curated record. The coding region runs from base 1 to 864 and encodes 287 amino acids. Gene Ontology annotation, molecular function: acetylpyruvate hydrolase activity. The transcript has 4 exons.
AUGAGCCCUUCGUGGACACACUUGGUGCGCUUCGUCGCUGAAGAAGACAAUGAGAUACACCUAGGCCAGAUCGACGCCAGCCAGUAUCCUGAUGUGGGACUAGCGACACUGGAAGGCCAGAAGGUCAAAGCCAACGUCGUAGUUGGAGAUGUAUUUGAUGGGCGUGUCACAGAAGAUGUCUUGCACAUUGAACACCUUCUAUCACCCGUCACCGCCGACCAAGUCCCAAUCAUCCGAUGCAUGGGACUCAACUACCGCGACCACGCCAAGGAAGCCAAUAUGCCCAUCCCCGAGGUCCCCGUCCUCUUCAUCAAGCCGAGGACAGCUUUGACUGGCCCGCACCCAUCCACGAUCAACAUCCCCAAGAUUUCUCAGGACGGGUCGAGCGACUACGAGGCCGAGCUUUCUCUGGUUCUCUCAAAGUCUGGCCGUGAUAUCCCAGAGGAAGAGGCUAUGGAAUACGUGCUUGGGUAUACUUGUAGCAACGACGUCAGCGCCCGGAAGCAGCAGUUCAAGAACAGCCAGUGGUCUUUUUCGAAAGGUCUGGAUGGAUCUUGUCCCAUAGGGCCUGUCCUGGUUGCAAAAUCCGCCAUUAAAGACCCCCAUUCUCUACAGAUUCAAGCCAUCUACAACGAUCAGGUCGUCCAAGACUCCAACACGAAGGAGAUGAUCUUUACCAUCCCACAGAUGAUUUCGUUUCUGUCACAGGGUACAACUUUGGAGAAGGGCACAAUCAUCAUGACGGGCACUGGUCCUGGUAUUGGCGUGAUGAGAGACCCGCCCAUCACACUCCAUGACGGAGAUGACAUGAGGAUUGAGAUUUCUGAGAUUGGCACUCUUGUCAACCGUGUUCGGUAUGAGUGA